AUGGAAAUGGGACGAAUACUUCUUCUCGUGUCAGGACUUACGUAUUUACUUCUUGGAGUACCUGCUGACUUGCGUGCUGCAAUUCUGGACGCCGCCCACGCUCGCUCUGCAACAGACCACGUUAAUGGGGGACCUCAAUGCAGGCUUCGCUCAUCCACAACCAUAGAUCGCCAGUGCAGCUUCGUGUGCGAGGAGAUCUGGAAGCGCAAGGCGGCCACCUACUUCCUUGUGUGCCACGACCCGUUUUCGUGCUUUUCCAAUUUCUGGAAUGGAAGAAAGCUCAAGGCUCAGCCCGAAGUACACGUAUCUAUUGCCGAAGAACUGAAGUCGGGAUGCUCCUUCAAUGGUUAUCAGGAGCUCUCAUUGGAGCAACUGCGUUCUAAUGCCGCUUUUGGGGGAGAAGCCCUUUGCAAUGAAAAAGAGCUUGAAGUCGUGGAUUUCGUAUCUGGACAUCCUGCUGGCUUUCAGGGAGGAGAGGGGAACUGCGUGUUGUACUCACAGGCCAAAGAGGCAGCUGCUGCUUGUCAGAAGGAUAAGGAACGGAACGACAGGGUAUACUGCGUACUGGGAAUCAACGACCUACCGCCGAAACCUGACUUGUAUGGCCUGUGUGACUCUCCUCCAUCGCAUGACUAUCGUUUUGGUCUUUUUUAUGACUGCAUCCCAUGUGAUGAUGCGUGGAUGGAUGAGCUAGGGGAAACCUCAGCAGUGUAUAUGGCUGACUCCAUUCGUCAUGUGACCCCACAGAAUGAAUACGAGGCCUUUCACGUUUCCGAAGACCCUUGCAGCGACAAGUUUGCCUGGGCGUUAUGCAGACGAGAUGCAGGUCCUGAUUGUUUUAAGGGGAACGAUCAACCGUUCUGCAGGAUACCGUGCUUGGCGCUUUGGAGACAAUACUGCUCAAAACACAAACCGUACGGUUCUUACGAUUUGUUCAUGAGCCUCUGGACGACCUACGACUUCAGCAGGCUUGCAACGAUCGACGCCAGUUCAAUACCUCGGGUCAAAGCGUGUACAUUCGAGAAACGAUGGGAAUAUGAAGACACAACCCAGAGCGAGUUUUAUCAAAUAAUGGAAAGUGGCAAGGACAACUCGCUGACACUUGAAAACCUCUGCGCUGAUUAUGAGCGGUGGGCGUUAGUGCAAGUUGUCGCUGGACGUAGGGAGCUACUUGAAGAUGGCGAGAGGAUCAACGACUGCCCUGCAGUCGAAAUCACAAGCCGCGUCAAGAAAGUUUUGCCUGAAGAUUUUAUAAUUGGGAACGUGCGAACCCACAAAGUAUCUCUCGUAGGUGUUCAGACGACAGCUGCCACCUGCCCGAUGGCCGACACAACAUACUUUGUAUCUUGGAACUGUUCCCCAAAUAUAUCCAUGGCUGCCGAAUCAAUUUCUAUUUCAUGCAACCUUUACAAGGUUACAGCAAAGGCCGUGGACCCCGACAACUAUUCGUGUGCAUGCCCGAAUAGUGCGGCGCCCUGCUCGCCCAAUGCCGCAGCUGUCAGCCGGAGCUGGAUUGCAAACACCCCACAAAAUGCAAUUGUUAGCCUGGCGGAUUACAUUGUUUACAAAACUUCCGAAUCCGGAACUGGGUCAUUGGUUUUGAUGGAUGAUCCGGGUUCCUUUUGCGGGGACACGGAUGCUUCUUAUGUAUUAUGUGAAGGGCCAGUGUGUGAUAAGGCAUUCUCAACUUUGGAGGGAGCGAGAGAAGAAGAUGAUUUAAAAUGCAGAUCAGCGUGCUCAGAAAUGAGUAGCGGAGAGUGUGCAGCAGUUCGCAACACCUGGUUGUGCGUCGCUCUCUCCAUACAGGGGUGUUACAUCCCCAACAGCAACUCAUAUGCAUGCCAUAUUGAGGUGCCUGGACCUGAAGACUCACAUAGAGGCACUUGCACAUGCCCUAAUUCUGACUUAGGCCCUUGUACAUUUUUAGAGGCUGAAGCAACAGCGUAUGCGUGGAAACCCACUCUAUCACAGUUUUGGAAGGGUGCCAGCGGAGUCAUUGUGGCGAAGAACAACCGCGCUCUCUGGCCGUUAGCCCCAUCAUCGUGGCGUUACGAAGCAGGGCCUCAGUAUGGCAAGUGCGAGCAACGUACAUGGAUAAGAGGAGUCUUCUGCUUGGGUUCUCUGGCACCGGACUGUGGCACUGCCACGCCGGUGGAUCCCAGCAAGGCAAGCACUUUCCACUGCAUAUAUAUUUGUGGGAACAUUGAAUGGAAGUGCCGCUUUACCAUGAUUGACCAGCCGACCCUGUACAAGGACCUUCUGCAGUGUUAUGAGACGCUGAAGGUUGGCACAAUUCUAGAGUUCUGCGAUGUCGCAACGAGUAUACCAAGACUGGCCGUCUCCCAGGUUACGUCGGACAGCUUUAGAGUCCAGACUUUUGGCGUCGUGUGCGGCGUUCGACCUACGGCAGCUUCGCCUGAUCUGAAAAUUGUGGCAAGCUACCUAGCAAUACCUGCAGGCCAGUAUGUCACAAAGCAUUCUUCCAUUAACGUGGUGGUUGGAAGCUUCGAUGUAACAGGUGACGGCGACUUUUCCUUGCGCAUCCCAUUCGAGAUGCCGGAUCCUUCACAGGCCGUUGUCCUUUUGGAGCCUCAAUCCGCCACAGGAAAAUCCCCUCAGGCGAUCGCAGCUGCACUUGCAUUCAGCAUAAUUGAGAAUACUUCCGCGGGACUUAAAAUUCGGGUUUCAUGCGUGGAGCCGUUUACCUCGAUAUCCGUGGGCUACUUGGUUGCUGCUGCAUCCGACGACAGUUCCACAAGCAGCCCGCUUGCUGCGUCUUUAGGCGGACGUUCGCUUGCUAUAUUCAACUCACAGGACUUCGAUACGGGUACUAUUCACUUUCCAGAGAAUUUUCCGACGUUCUUCCAACCCCACUUCUUCCCACAAGUUGCUGGGGACAAGGAGGAAAUUUUUUCUGUACAGUGGCAGUCCAAAGAGGACGGCCGUGGUUGGAUGCCUACAAUAUGGGCUUCAUCAUGCUCUUUUACGGAAGAAGUUUUGUACAAGGUUUCCACCUCAACUAUGAAGCUUAAAGGCUUGUACAUCUCUGCUGUAUCAAGUAGCAUCUGCAAUAUCAAGGCUGCGGAGGUGACUGCAGGGCCGACUAUAGAACAGCAGGGGUAUUCAAUGACGGAUGAGCAGUGCACCGAGUAUUGUUCCGGCAUAUACCACCUCUAUUGUUCAGCAGCUUCGCAUCCUCUGUAUUGUCUCGAAUGGCGUAUGCCUGCCAACUUUUCUGAAUUUUGCACUUCUCCGACUGAAAGUAAUCAGGCUGACGACGGCUCCGCGGACACUGAUGCUGGAGAAGCCGCGGAAGACGACUCCGCGCCGUUAGUCAAGUGUCGCGUUUUCGACAUGCGAACGCACCCGUCAGAUCUGGCAUGGGACUCUGCUUCCUUUACAUGCGGAUGUCCUGGUCUUGCUGUGCCUUGCACGAAAGAGGAUGCUUCCCAAGACUUGACGUGGCUGCGGGAGAUUCAUGCUGAAGGAGGACUUUGCGAAUCUGCGACGGAGGCCGUGCAGCCGGUCACAAAGAUGUUCAUGCAGCUUGACUCGGAUGCGUGCUCUGCCAACAUGCUGCAUGCUCCUUCUGUAACUUGGACUCAAAGGCCAUUUCCAUCUUAUCCAGACCUUCCGGGAGCGGGGUCUGGACCCCAGUCAUUCAGUGGCACAUAUCUGUGUCAGCACAAAACUCCCUAUGUUCUUUGCCCAGCGGACGCGAUCGAGGAGGAAGAAGAGCAAGGGGAAUCGACACAUGUUGUUAGACAUGUACCGACGUCUUGCUUUGUAGGGGAAUGGGGAGAAUGGUCUGCCUGCGACGCAACCUGUCUGGGGGCCUAUAAUUUUCCUCAGCGGUACAGAAAGCGCACACCCAUCGUUGCCGAGGUUGCGAAUACAGACCCAGAUUGUAUUUUAGAAGAAAAGCAGGCAUGUGGCCACUCUCUAGAAUCGUGUGUAGGCUACUGCUGGGUAUCUGAAUGGACUGAGUGGAGUGACUGUAUGGCGGUAAUGUCUAAAGGGGAAAUUUCCUUCUCCCAGCGACGAUACAAACCAAUUUUAGCGGGUGCUGAAUAUUGCGAUAUGGAGGCCAUUCAAGAGCUUCAGGCGUGCACAAGAAAUGUAACUGAUGAAAUGCCAACGGAGGGAGAGGAAUAUGCAGGUGCAGGAUUCGCUGAAUUGACGGUGUCGUCACCAGGCACCACGGAGAUGUCCGAGUGGUCUGGAUGUGAUGUUCCGUGA
Eimeria maxima is the source of this 4239-nucleotide messenger RNA. RefSeq names its product thrombospondin type 1 domain-containing protein, putative. The transcript has 20 exons. Bases 1 to 4239 code for a protein of 1412 amino acids. The record is from RefSeq and is a predicted model, not a curated record. NCBI's taxonomy places the organism in Eukaryota, Apicomplexa, Conoidasida, Eucoccidiorida, Eimeriidae.